CAGCACCAAGUUGUUAUGACCAUACCACAGGGCCAGCUGUUUGACCUCCCAUCUGUAUGCAGACUCAUCUCUGUCGUGAAUGAGGCCGAUGACUCAAACAUAAACAUGCGACUGGAUGUCAGUUUGCGAGUGUGGAAUGCCAAAGGAACAGGGGCAUUUAGGGGAGCGGGUUGCCCGCAGCACUUCAAAGAAGGCCAAAGAUAAGAGUAACAGUGCUACUCUGCGGGCGUCCCAGGAUGGCUGUCUCAGGGGCCCAUGUGGGAUGGGGGCCAUCAACCACAGGAUGUCACGCUGCGAGUCUGAGAGAGAUUCAGAGAAAGACUCAGGAUACUCAGAGGCCGGCUCAGACUGGGUGCACACAGAUCAAGAAGACCAGAGCAGCAGUGUGAGCGAACCUCAUAGGGACAGCAGCAAAAACUGUAACCAAAGUCUCCAAACUGCUGGCCAUAACCUGCCUGCUUAUGAGGAGCUCACCCCUGUCUAUGUCAUCAAAAACCUGGUGGUGAAGCCGUCCAGAACGGAGCAGCUUCUGCAAAGCCCCUUGACGUGGGACGGAGGUUGGCACAGCCUUACUGGUGCCAAGGCACCCACCCAGCUCUUAUUUGUCCAACAGCCAGCAAUACCUGCCCCUGCCACUUCUUCUUCCACCCUUGCUGGUUCUUCCAGUCAAGCUAAGCCACAAGGCCAACCUAAUAAAGGAAGCAGUCGAAGCAACAAGAACCACAGCAGCAAGAGCUCUUACCUCCCCAUCCUCAACUCCUACCCCCGCAUUGCCCCCCACCCCAGGAAAGAGAGUCAUGAGCAGGUUAAGCUUGCUGCCGGGGCAGGGGAGGUUAAGGAAAGCAGCAGUGAGGGCCAGAGCCAGAGCAAGAGGGUAUGCACUGAAGAUGAGAAGAGGGAAACCGUGUCCACGACCAGCCAUCUGCUCAAACCCCAACACCACAGCCCAAAAGAGGGGAGGACUCAUUGUCAGUAUAAAGUCAAAAGUAGUCACAGCACCUUCCCCAACCUGCCUCACAGCUCUAUGCCCAGCCAUGCCUCCUCCAACACCCACCCUACAUCCCAUGACAACCGUCAGAGGACCCACUCUGAUUGCAUGGGCUCGCCCUGCAUUUCCAGCUCCCAGAUGCCCUCCCCACCAUCCUCUUCCGACUCCCUCCUGUCAUCCUCACCUUCCUCCUCCUCCUCCUCCUCCUCGUCUUCCUCCUCAGUUGCACAUAGCCCCUAUGCCCCCACUGCUAAGCCAGUCAGGGGUAGCCUUUCAGACUCCCAGUCAGAAUGUUCAUCUGUACGCCAGCGCCGUUUCCUCAACACAGCGGAGAUCCUCAGUCAGUCAGGCCUGCUGGCCAUCACGUUGCGUACCAAGGAGCUGCUUAGGCAGAAUGCUGCCACUGAUAAGGAAAUCACUCAGUUACGUCAACACACCAAUCUUUUGUGCCAGGCUGCCCAAGCCAGCCAGCAGUGUUCCAAUGACGGCGCCAAUAGCCUUGACAAACUCCUCCAGGCCAUGACCCAGUCUGGCUCCUACCCAGACCUGGACUUGAACCAGCUGAAAGCCCUCAGUAACAGUCACCAUCAGGGCAAGAAGAGAAAUGAGAAAGCGAGAGAGAGCAGUGGAAAAAACAAUAAGGCCCAUUACAACCCAUCUCGAAACCUUGUGGCGCUGCAUAAUGUAGAUGAUGGAACAUCGCUGCCCUCACCUCUGUUUGCCCCCUCACCAGAGGCAGAGACAACAAGGCAUGAUGAUAACCUAUCUAGCCUCCUCUCCACCUCCCAGGCUUCUUGUCUUCCCAAUCCUACUCUACAUAAUAGACAUAGACAAUCAGGCAUGGAUAAAGUCCUAGUUGAUCUCACUAUGUCGCCAGAGAGCUCUACUCUCAAGAAUUUUCUAUUCUAGCUCUUGUUUGAAUGGCGUUGGAAUGAAAUGACUUCUACGGUAUUAAGUGGGCCUUGCAGAAAUAAGAGGCAUGGACUUUUUUUUUUAAUUAUGCACAGUUACUUUGAAAUUGAAUUUGAUUGAUUGGUUUGAUUGCUAGAUUGGUCAAAACCAUUGUUGCUUUACUUUUUUUUCUAUCGCUGUUAAUUUACAGUUGACUGACCAAUGUAUAAAGUUUUUGUAAGAGAUUUUUAGAAUUGCCAACAAAUCGAUUUCUCCAUAUUUUCCCUCUGUGAAUAAUGAUAACAAAUGGCCAGCCACACAGUUAGAGAAGAAAUUCAGUAUAUAACAAAGCAAAUAUCUUUAGCUUCUUAACUGAAACACUGAGUGAUAUAGUGAUGUAGGACAGAAGGUAGUCAGUGGAUUAUAAAAGUAUUUACAGAGUUUAAAGAAGUUAACAAGCAGUGUAGUUUUCACUUAUCAAGUUAGUUUUUAUGCGGAUUCCCACUUACAUAGGUUGCAAGCUGUGCUUCUUCUUGUGCUAUACUGUUAACCAUUGAUGGAAAAGAUUCAGCUGAGAGAUUAACAAGCUUACAAUAUGUAGAGUAGGAUAUCGGUUGCAUGCUAUCAUUAGCAAACAUUAUUUGCCUCUCACCUAGUAGAUGAUAACAGAUUUAGUCGAAGGGAACAUUGUCGACGGGGACAGUGAUCCCCUGAUAAGGGAGUAUCUCUAAAUUAGCUCAUCUGCACAUAAUUAGCAGCACUCCAAAAAUGUCUUGUGGCCAUGCAGGCUGAUACAGGAUCUACAUACUAAUGUUGCACACGCUUGUUACACUUCAGUGAAUACUGGAUAAAACUGCUUCAUACAAUGGAUUUCUUUUGGAAGGAUCUACUUGGUAGUGCAGUAUUUAGUUGUAUUUGAAUAUGUGGUGUGACUACGUGGACAUUUGUGAUAGUGAGUGUGCAUAGAUUUGUGUAAAUAUGCUGGCAUCAACAGGCUCAUUAGCCUCUAGGACAUGAGCUUUUUUAUUUAAAAUGUGCAUACCAGCACAGUGCAGGGAAGUGAUUUAGAUUGAUUGUAGGUGUGGAGCACGGAUUGUUACUUCAGAUUUAUAUAUAAUGAAAGCAGAACUGAUAUUCAAACAAUAAAAUCACUUG
Messenger RNA from Lampris incognitus (smalleye Pacific opah), 3034 nucleotides. RefSeq lists its product as uncharacterized. The record is from RefSeq and is a predicted model, not a curated record. NCBI's taxonomy places the organism in Eukaryota, Metazoa, Chordata, Actinopteri, Lampriformes, Lampridae. The coding region runs from base 116 to 1897 and encodes 593 amino acids. Gene Ontology annotation, biological process: negative regulation of circadian rhythm; negative regulation of DNA-templated transcription. The transcript is spliced from 4 exons. Gene Ontology annotation, cellular component: nucleus.